Molecule: messenger RNA, 312 nt
Organism: Moesziomyces antarcticus
Lineage: Eukaryota; Fungi; Basidiomycota; Ustilaginomycetes; Ustilaginales; Ustilaginaceae
Product: sm-like ribonucleoprotein
Exons: 4
Coding region: 1-312 (103 amino acids)
Biological process (GO): mRNA splicing, via spliceosome
Cellular component (GO): U4/U6 x U5 tri-snRNP complex; Lsm1-7-Pat1 complex; U6 snRNP
Molecular function (GO): RNA binding
Source: RefSeq, a predicted model, not a curated record
AUGGCUCCUGCCGGCCAAGUGACAUCUGGAGGCGCGGCUGCUGCCGCCGCAGCCCUGCCUACCAUUCUCCCGCUCGAGCUCAUCGACAAGUGCAUCGGCUCCAGCAUCUGGGUCAUCAUGAAGUCCGAACGCGAAUUCAGCGGUACCCUGCUCGGAUUCGACGACUACGUCAAUAUGGUGCUCGAGGACGUAACAGAAUACGAGACCGCCCAGGACGGCAAGAAGAAGAAGACCAAGCUAGGCCAGACACUUCUGAACGGAAACAACAUCUGCAUGCUCAUUCCGGGCUCGGAAGGUCCCGAAGACGCAUGA